UCGUGUCUCCUUCUACGUUUCCGUGCGUAACAGCAGCUUCCUUCUGCAGCAGGCUACUGUGCAACAAGUUUGCAGGAGCUCUACUCAUCUGUCCGUGGCUGUCACCAUAAAGUACGCGAACGCAUCGUUGCAGUCUCUCUCUCUCUCAGACGCACGCACACAGCAACACAGCAGCACAGCAGGAGCAGCAGCAGCAGCGUGCCAUCCCUUUCGUGACUCCGCACCAGAUGCGGUUUACUCCCGGCGGCGCGCAGUUGAAUGCGGGGGAUCGAGAAAACAAGAGGAGCGUUUAGUGUGUGGAAAAGACAUUUGAAGAGAGUGGAGAAAUGGAGAAAGAAGCGAAGCGGCACUAUCGCACGACAGCGCUGAACAUCAUCUCGUCUUUAUGUUCAGUGGCGUCCAUCGCGUUCUGCGUCCAUCUGAGCAUCAGCGCGGCGGACAUCAGGAGCCGAGUUGUGGGUUUGGAGAGCGGGACGUCGGAGCGCACCUUCAUCCAGGUCCGCGGAUACUCCAUGGAGGAUUUCAAUUCUCUGGUGCAGCAGAGAGUGGAUGAGUUGCUUUCUCAGCGCUCUUAUGAGAAUUUCGCCAAGAUCAGGACGGCAAGACAAGCCUCAGCUGACUGUAACUGCCCCCCAGGACCUCCUGGUAAGAGAGGAAGGAGAGGCCGCGACGGAGAACCUGGUCCUCCUGGUCCUCCAGGUCCACAGGGAGAAAAGGGAGAUCAAGGUGACCAGGGACCACGGAUGGUCUUCCCAAAGAUCAAUCAUGGCUUUCUUUCCGCUGACCAGCAGCUCAUAAAGCGUCGGCUCAUUAAGGGAGAUCAAGGCCAAGCAGGACCACCCGGGCCUCCAGGCCCACCUGGCCCUCCAGGACCUAGGGGCCCUCCGGGGGACACUGGAAAGGAUGGACCCAGAGGUUUGCCGGGUCUCCCAGGUGAUCCAGGCCAGCCAGGAGAAAUUGGACUCAUGGGAAUUGAGGGGCCUCAAGGGCCAAAGGGUUCACUGGGGCCUCCAGGUAUUCCCGGAACAGAUGGACUGAAGGGAGAUGUUGGCAUCCCAGGACAGGACGGAAUCCCAGGGGCCAAGGGUGAAAAGGGAGAACAGGGUGAAAAGGGCGAUAUGGGUGAAGACGGACCGAAAGGUGACUUGGGCGAGAAGGGUGAUGCAGGCUCAUCUGCAGCAGGCAUCAAGGGCGAACCGGGAGAACCUGGGCGGAGCGGACAGAAGGGUGAGCCAGGACUUCCAGGGCUGCCUGGACUCCCAGGGAUAAAGGGUGAGCCAGGAUUCCUCGGCCCCCAGGGAGAACCAGGACUUCCAGGACUCCCAGGAACUAAAGGCGAGAAAGGUGACCACGGACCAGCAGGAAAGGGUGAUCGAGGAGAAAUCGGACCUGCUGGGCCAAAGGGUUCACAAGGAGAAUCUGGUAUGCCUGGACCUAAAGGGUCAAAGGGGGAUACUGGAGAUAAAGGAGAUUUGGGAUCUAUUGGCCCAAGAGGUCCUCCUGGGCAGAAAGGAGACAGAGGAGCCACUGAAAUCAUCGACUACAAUGGAAACAUCGAAGAAGCUCUGCAGAGGAUUACCACUAUUACAGUCACGGGUCCUCCUGGGCCACCCGGACCAAUAGGACCUCCAGGCUUUAAGGGAGAUCGCGGUCUCCCUGGUCUUCCUGGACUCGAUGGGGAGAGAGGUUUUAAAGGCUCCAAGGGAGACAUGGGAAUGCCCGGAGCGUCAGGAGAGAAAGGAAGCACUGGUUUACCUGGCUUACCUGGCGUUAACGGAGCAAAAGGAGACAAAGGAGAUCCAGGACUUCCAGGUCCACAAGGUUCAUCUAUAACUGGCCCUCCGGGGCCACCGGGACCCCACGGGCCCUCGGGACCCAUGGGACCCCAUGGCUUCCCGGGGCCUAAGGGAGAACCUGGUUUGCAUGGACUGAAGGGCAUGAGAGGGGAGCCGGGACACAAAGGAGAUCGUGGCCAUAUGGGUCUCCCUGGAGCCUCCGGCUUGGACGGCAAGCCCGGAAUUAGGGGCACAGACGGGCCUCCGGGUCCAGCUGGUCCGGCCGGGCCGAAGGGAGACAUUGGUGAGAAAGGUACACCAGGUGAGCCGGGACCUCGAGGACCUUACGGACUACCUGGAGCUGCCGGAACACCAGGUUUGGAUGGGUUACCUGGAUUAAAAGGAGAUAAAGGCGACGAUGGGGGGAGAGGAGAAAAGGGGGAGAAGGGAAAGAAGGGCAAAAAAGGGCCUAAGGGCGAGAAAGGAGAACAGGGUGCCCCAGGAUUAGAUGCACCCUGCCCAUUGGGUCCGGAUGGAUUACCAAUGCCUGGUUGCUGGCAGAAGUGAUCACUCUAACCCGAAACGCAUGGAGUUUGUAAAUAAUGCUUCUUUUAUGGUAUUUAUAGUUUUUUAAUGGGAAAAAAUAAGAGUCAAAAAGAAACAAGUCUAUGUGUGCAACAAUACAAAAGGAAAGAAAAAAAAAAAAGAUAACCGUCCGUAAGCUGCUUCUACUCACAUCGCUGUGUGGAAACAAAAACACGUGUGUGUGCGUCCCGCCGUCUCACAUCUGCUUCGUGAUGGAGUUCAGAUCGUCGGCUGCCGGCAGAACUCGCGUCUUUAGGUUUUUUGCAUGGCUCGGACUGGAGCGUGGCACUCCCGCCAGAUCCUGAGGGGUUGGAAGGAGUGAGACGAGAAGAAGUGGAGGAAAUGGGAUCUGGAUUGGCUUCUUAACACAAAACGCUAAGUGUCGUGUGCUGUUUUGUCUCCAUGAGCUCACCAACUAUUCAUGCGGCACCAUUCGCUCAAAGACUAAACAGAAAAAAAACGUACGAAAAGGGAAAAAAAAAAGACUGCACUGAGCUGACUGAACAUUGCUUUUCCCCUCUCGCAGCCCCCCGUCCCUUGAAAAAGCAUGAGUAGUGUACUAUAUUUAAAUGUAAUGUACAUACAUGUCACUGUUAUGUGAUUGUUUCAUAAUUUGUGUGGGAAAAAAAAAAAAAAAUCUGAAAAAUCAGAAGGCCCAAAGCUCUGAAAUGGUAACUUUUUCUUUCCUUUUAAUCUUCUUAAGGGAGUCACACCAUGGCUUGUAGCCUGAGUACCCUCCUUCCCCUUCUGAGAGUAAAGGUGUCAGUACAUUUUUUUGUUUUUUUUAUUUUUGCUUUAUUUGUGGCGAGGCCUGCCGAGCGAACAGUCUCGUCAGGCUUUUGCUGUUGCACUCAUGGGCCUCGACGUCGUCGGUGCGGCGCUUCCUCAGGGUCGCGUAUCUCCUGGACAAGAGUCUCGGCGAGAGUCUCUGCACUGGCAGGAAAACCAAUCAGUCUCGCGCAGUUUGGAUUGGAGCCUGGUCAGGCGUGCUUGGUGAGCACGGGAAAAGGAAAUGGAUUCUGCAGGAGAGAGAGUCGCUCGUCGUCCUCCCUGCGAGACGAAACGGGAGACGCUUCGAGAUCUUCUGAGAACGUUGAUAGAAUGCAGUUGUGAUGUUUUUCUUUAUUCUUUUUUUUUAUUUUAUUUUACUUUUUUUUUUUUUUUUUUUUACACAUUUGUAUUUUCUGUAAUAUAGCCUUUGGUGCCUCAAGCUUUUAUUCAUUCCUUUAUCAAAAGAGUUUAUACUUUACUUUUAACCAUUUGAGUGGUGUUUAUUUUAAAAUGAAGGAGACAUUUUGUUUGGGGAGGACUGAAAAGACGUUGCGCACUGUUUUUUUUGUUUCGAUUUGUUUCGUCUUCACCGAGAAUAACUCCAUCUGAUUAUUCAGCAAGUUGGCAUUGAUUUCAACCGUAUAUCCGCUAAAGCUGCUUAGUGUUUGCAUAAAACAUUGCGCGGCAGUGGAUGGAAGUAGCUGAAAGUCUCACUUUUCUACAUGGUUUACUCGUGAGGCUGAACUGCACCACGGCAACAUUAUUCCAGGGACGUCUCCUCUCACACAACUCAAAUUCUGCAAGUUUAUAAGUUACUCUUGGUAUUGAAAACUCGCUUGCAAAUAUGCUGAAGUUGCAAGAGAUCUUGUGUACAGUGUGGUUAAGUUUUCUGCAUGAACACCGUUUAGACAGUGUAGAUUUAAAAAGAUCAUUUUUUGAUGGAGUGUAUCCAAAGGCUAUUUAAGUCCAUUUAAGGUCUAAAGUAGAAAAGGUUAAUGUCAACAUAAUAGUCUAUAGCAAGCUUCUUUACACCUAUACAUCUUCUAUAUUGUCUUACAUACUGUAUAUGGUGACAAUAUAUAUAUAUUGAAGUACAGGACAUUAAUCAUCUUCCACCAACACCAGUCUGGCCAGUCGUAUCACAUUCCUCAUCACAUGGAGCAAACAUGAUCAGAAUUUAGGAUUGAUAUUUAUUUUAUCACACAAGUCCAUUUACCUUUUCAUAUUUCCAGCAUUAAAAUUUGUUAUUUUGACAACGUAGGUGCUAUGCAAGGUAAUAGUUUUUUUUGUUUUUCUUCACGUAUAGUGCAUUUCAAAAGUAUUAAAAGCCCUUCUCGUAUCAUUACAUUUUGAGUUGUAACAACAAAAAUCCUUAAUAAAUUUCAUUGGGGUUUGUUGUAAUUGAUCAGAGCGAAGUAGUGCAUGAUUGGGAAGUGGAAGGUAAAUAAUUUUCAAUGGUUUUCAUUGGGAUUUUUGGAGGUAAAAGUUUGAAAAGUGUGGUUUUCACAUGUAUUUGGGAUCCUAAUUGAUUUUUUUUUGUUGAGCAACCCUUCCAUAAACAUAGUGACAUCUAGAAUAGAGCUGCACAAUAUUAAAAAAGCCUAAUUGUUAUUUUCAGAAUAGCAUAGAGAUUAAAUUAACAGAUUUAAUUAACAGAGCAAAACCAGCUAAAUACAUGUGCACGGCACACUUUCAAAGUAUUGAUUUGGAAAAAGCAAAUGUAGAAACCAUGUGUCACUCAUCCACUUAAAAGUUGUGCACCGCUUCGUGUUGAUUUAUUAGAAAAUACGUUUAACCCUCCUGUUAUGUUGCGGGUCAAUUUGACCCGUUUCAAAGUUUAAAAAAAAUUUUAUCCCAAAAAUAUUGAAGUUUGACAAGAUGUGAAAGAGUUCCAGGGGUGUACAAACAUUUGCAAGGCACUGUACAGUCAGAUCUUAAUCAUUUACUGUAGGAGCAGAUGUGGUAAUGGCAGGUCGAUCUGUGAGGAUGUUUCUGUUUAACUGUUCAUCUCAUCAUGAUGAAGAGUGGAUGCACAUCUGUACAAACCAGUUAUUUUUAACCAUACCAGCAGCUACAGCUAAAAAAAACUGAUUUCUUUACAGCUGUUGGGGGUUUAUGUAUGUCUAAAAUAGUUUUUUCUUCUUUUUUUUACAUUUAUUUGUGUAUUUGUUUCAGUAUUCUAAGUGGUGCAUUAUUUAUUUUUCUACAGUUUUCUUUUUGUAAAUGAAGGCAUUUUGUUGGGUUCUGAGCAGCAUUCCUUUUUAGUUUCUGAUGCCAGUUUUUUGUGUUGAUAUGACGGAACUUUAAGCUCAUAACGAGGCAUCGUAAAACAAACCUGCAAACGUAACAUUGGCAGAAAUUGAGAGGGCAUCUGCAUCUGUUAUUGUAAUGUGUACUUAAUGUGCAUUUAUAGGCCUUACAUCACACGAGUACAUCUGCUUCGUCUAACUUGGUGUGUGUCAACUCUGACGACACGCCGAUUAUAAAUUCAUGACGGCCUUGUCUCACGCUUUUUUUUUUAUCCUUUUCUUUUUUCUCUCUUUGUCUCUUUACAUUGAAUGUAGUUUGAUAUAUAUGUAUAGUGGAAUAUUAAUGUACUGUUGAGAUGUGCUCAUUUGAUAUAAAGUGCAAUUUAUACUUUGGUUCAUGCGUGUAGCAUCAAAUGCUGCUUAACUAUCACACUACAGUGGUUUUCUUUAGCUUCAUUUGUUCAGCCGUGCGACCCUGUAUACCACUACCUGGAGACAUGGAGGAAUAUGUACACACAGACUUUUAAUUAAAUCUUAAUUUACAGGA
Molecule: messenger RNA, 5927 nt
Organism: Poecilia reticulata (guppy)
Lineage: Eukaryota; Metazoa; Chordata; Actinopteri; Cyprinodontiformes; Poeciliidae
Source: RefSeq, a predicted model, not a curated record